Molecule: messenger RNA, 273 nt
Organism: Spirometra erinaceieuropaei
Lineage: Eukaryota; Metazoa; Platyhelminthes; Cestoda; Diphyllobothriidea; Diphyllobothriidae
Source: the annotation of a GenBank genome assembly
AUGGAAAUCUCCGAUGACAAGGAUAAGGCUGAACACCUCUCUCAGUUUUCCCGGUCCGUCGUGACAAGUGAACCUGAUUUUCUCUCUUCCAUUUGUGAAGACGAAGAAAAGCCUACCCUUGAAGCCGUAUUCUUUACCGAAGCAAUUGUUCGGAACGAGUUACUUAAUCUGAAAGAAUCGACCUCCCCAGGCCCUGAUGCAAUCCCCGCCAAGCUGCUGAAGGAGCUAGCUCCCGAAAUGUCCAAGCCAUUAGCCUUGAUCUUCCAAACAUAA